Molecule: messenger RNA, 636 nt
Organism: Athalia rosae (coleseed sawfly)
Lineage: Eukaryota; Metazoa; Arthropoda; Insecta; Hymenoptera; Athaliidae
Product: protein PXR1-like
Exons: 5
Biological process (GO): nucleosome assembly
Cellular component (GO): nucleosome
Molecular function (GO): structural constituent of chromatin; DNA binding
Source: RefSeq, a predicted model, not a curated record
GAGAAAAAAAAAAAAAAAUUGAAAAAAAAAAAAAAAAAAAAAACAAAGAAAAAAAAAAAAAAAAAAAAAAAAAAAAAAAAAAAAAAAAAAAAAAAAAAAAAAAAAAAAAAAAAAAAUUGGGAUAAAAAAAAAAAAAAAAAAAUUAAAAAAAAAAAAAAAAAAAAAAAAAAAAAAAAAAAAAAAAAAAAAAAAAAAAAAAAAAAAAAAUUGGAAAAAAAAAAAAAAAAAAAAAAAAAAAAUAGUGAGAAAAAAAAAAAAAAAAAAGUUAAAAAAAAAAAAAAUUGAAAAAAAAAAAAAAAAAAAAAUUGAAAAGAAAAAAAAAAAAAAAAAAAAAAAAAAAAAAAAAAAAAAAAAAAAAAAAAAAAAAAAAAAAAAAAAAAAAAAAAAAAAAAAAAAAAUUGAGAUAAAGAAGAAAAAAAAAAAAAAAAACAUAAAAAAAAAAAAAAAAAAAAAAAAAAAAAAAAAAAAAAAAAAAAAAAAAAAAAAAAAAAAAAAAAAAAAAAAAAAAAAAAAAUCAAAAUAAAAAAAAAAAAAAAAAAAAUUGAAAAAAAAAAAAAAUUGAAAAAAAAAAAAAAAAAAAAAAAAAAAAAAAAAAAAAAAAAAAAAAAAAAAAAAAAAAAAAAAAAAAAAAAAAAA